Molecule: messenger RNA, 3339 nt
Organism: Branchiostoma floridae (Florida lancelet)
Lineage: Eukaryota; Metazoa; Chordata; Leptocardii; Amphioxiformes; Branchiostomatidae
Exons: 1
Coding region: 1-1776 (591 amino acids)
Cellular component (GO): membrane
Molecular function (GO): calcium ion binding
Source: RefSeq, a predicted model, not a curated record
AUGGCAGUUAACCUGAUACCAACACUCCUUAUUAGUGUCUACGUCGUCUUGACUCGGGCCAGGUUAGCGGAGGGGCGCAGCUUCAACGUUUCCGUGCCUGAAAAUGCUCCAGUCGGGACAGAGGUUGUCGGUGUGCGACAAUGGCUGGGCAUGCAGAAAGCGGAACUUCCGUGUGUGAAAACGGAGGGAGAUCCGUACGGCAGGUUCCUUCUGACUAAGGAGUGCACCCUUGUGGUGGCCAACCCUCUGGACUGGUCAGUACAGUCGGAAUACACCAUCAAGAUUCGCGUCGGGCGUGUUCAAGAAGUCAUUAAUGUGUGGAUACAGGUUACUGACGUCUCGGGCUAUCCUCCCGUGUAUAAUGAGACGUGUGAGACUCCGAUCUCUCCCGCAGGUAAGGACACCGGAGAAGUUCUGUUCAGUUUUGACUUUAACGUUGAAGCAAAGACGGAUACUGGCGACGUACUUGCGGUUCGAAGGACAUUAAACAAGUUUUACGAAACACGAAACAUGAGGAAGUUUCCUAAUACUCGAUUUUCCUACACAGAAAGCAGCAAUUGUCGAUUGCAGACUAUUUUUGUUGUGCGUUCACUGAAUGAUUUAGUAGCUGCAGACCAACUGUGGUCAGGACAGUUCCGUAACCUGCCCUGUCGUGCAGACAGCAGAGAUAGCGAGUUAUCGAUCCACCUCUACUCUUAUACAAUGAUGGGUGAUUUGAUUCGGAACUAUGUCAUUGAACGAUAUUUCGGCACUCUCAACUUUAUCUACCUGAUAACUUUGACAUUCCCAGCAAAGAGCACUGUCCGUCUUGUCUGUCAGUUUCCGCCGUUAGGAAAACCAGUCAGAAUAGGUACACCCCCAAACCCGACGAGACUUGCACAUGUGCAGUCGCUAAACAUAGACGUCCACCCGCAAGGCUGUCCCGUGGGAAAAUACGGUUUACUCUGCGAUAAAAACUGCACCUGUCAGAACGGCGCCCGGUGUCACGGGUUUAAUGGGGCGUGUAAAUGUCAACACGGCUGGCAAGGUGUAGCCUGUGACAUUCCUAAACCUGACGUCGCCGCAACAAAGACACCUAGCGAUUCUCGGGCCAUCUACAUGUUCACCAACGUGACCAUUCACUGUCGUGUGUACCACAUUGAUGUCGAGACUUUGUCUUUGCGGUUCCCAAAUACAUCUGAGGUCAUGAGUGAAGGUGUCAAUCAAUUAGACAUCAAGGUUUUCAACGCACAGUUACACGACGAAGGUCCCUAUACGUGUCAGGCUCGAGACAACGACGGAAAGGUCUUCAAUAAAACAAUUGUGUUAAACAUCAACUGUCCACCAAAUGGGAAAGGUGAACUCUGUGAUGAAGUGUGUGAUUGCCUACAUAGUGCCAGCUGUGACCGGUGGGCUGGUUGUGUGUGUCCACCGGGAUGGACGGGAACCAGGUGUCAGACACAAUGUCCGGAGGGCACGUACGGUAAAGACUGUACAAAGACCCGUGGCUGCCAACAUGGAGCGAGCUGUAGCCCUAUUGACGGCAGGUGUAACUGCACGGUCGGCUGGUACGGAUCGAACUGCGGCGGAGCCUGUCCCAAAAGCCGGUACGGUUGGCGGUGCCGGCAGGUUUGCAGCUGUAAGAACAACGCCACCUGUCAUCACGUGGACGGCAGCUGUGCGUGUGUGCCACCGUGGGGAGGAAGGAACUGUGACAAAUUUCACGUCACUCAGACUACAUCGCUGAUCGAAAUCCUUGUUCCCCUGGCCUCAAUACUCCUAGUUGUACCGUGGUAGUAAUCGUGCUGUACAAGGCUUGCGGCGUCAAGAAACACAAAGACUACGAAGCCGAAGCCCUGUGUGAACUUAGGGGUGUGGAGGAGGAUCUAGCACAGAGGCUACAGCCGGGCUGGCUCAGACGUUGGGAGAAGAAGAUCCGUCAUCUUACUCCUGGUGACCUGAUAGGGGAAGGAAUGUUUGGGCGGGUGAUACAAGCGCAGCUGCGCACACCGAAAGGGGAUAUCACCGUGGCCGCCAAGACUGUCCGUUCGGAAGAUUCACAGACCUACCGAGACUUUUACCGAGAAGCCGCCAUCCUAAUUGUCGUACAUGAAGAGAAAGACCACGAUGUUCGAAAUUCAAACAUUGUCCAACUCAUAGGGAUGAUCACCACGUCUAAAGAAAAGUAUAUUCUUCUGGAGUAUUCACCAACAGGAGACCCUUUGUGGGUCCUUCGGCAGUUUAGAGAGGGUGAUGGGGACGACCAGGCUGACCUUCUUGAUCGUUUUCUACGAUACGCAGUGCACGUGACACGGGCGCUAGGAGAACUGGAACGUCUGCGCAUCGUACAUCGUGACGUGGCCGCUCGGAACGUCCUGAUCACGGUGGACGAUGUGGCCAAGCUAGCCGACUUCGGGCUGGCACGAGACGUGUACACCACCGCUGAUUACGUCUCUACGACUCAAGACGGAUGUCACAAACUCCUUCCGCUGAAGUGGAUGGCGCUGGAGUCCAUCGAGACCGGCGAGUACACCUGUCAGAGUGACGCCUGGUCCUUCGGCGUGCUGCUGUGGGAGAUCGCCACGCUGGGGAAAGAUCCGUGCUAUGAUGGCAGAAUUCAGCUGAGCUUUCUACAGAUGGUGGGGAUUUUGAGGCAAGGCAUACGGAUGGAGAGGCCACCGGGAUGUCCAGAGGACCUGUACCGACUGAUGAGGUCGUGUUGGCGCGAGGUUCCAGCUACAAGGCCGACUCCAGAAGGGAUAGAAAAGAGGCUGUUACAACUGCUCCCACAUUAUGUUAUUGAAAUGGAGACUGCCCUUUAGACAUUUUUUACUUUUAGAGUAGCAAACGAAUGAUAAAUAUCUGUUGAGCUGGUUUACCCACAUAUUCAUAAGCUAUUAAAUAUACAUGCAUGACGAACUGAGCUAAUAUGUUAGGCCUCUAACCUAAAGAAAAUCUAAUAUUUGGAAGUUUGUUCUAAUCUGAGUCUGGUAAGCAUAUACCAACAGAUUGUAGUACCGACUGCUAAGUCUAGAUGGCGUUGCAGAAGUGUAUUCUAAUUUUGCCUGACUAUGUCAUUUUCACGAGUCUUAAUAUCGUGAAGUGUCUGUAAUCAGUUAUUAUGUCAAAUAAUUGCAAUUGGUACAUGUUUGUGAUUUUUAGACGCAAUCUUGCCACUGGCAUUAUAAUCAUGCAUGGUGCUGGUAAUGUAAUGGAAAUUUGGCAAACCUGUAUGUUUUAUUGCCUUUUGGUUUUGUAUAUUACAUUUAUAGCUUGUAUCAUGAAAUGCCAGCAACACGAGGGUUCAAACUGUUUGUUUGAUGAUAUGUAGAGUUUUAAGUCUUUUAAUCGUCAUGUUCU